AUGGCGGCCGUCAGGGUUUCGCCAACGGCAAAUCUUCUACGGAAGUCCCGUUUAUUUGCGCUUCCUCAAGCUUUGCAACCGCCACAGGAUCCGCCAUCCUCAAAGACCGUAUUCGAGUCGGCAACAGCAACACUCCCUCACCCCAUCCGAGCCUCCAUCGUCACACCUCCUAAGUCCCUCGCUCGAGGCGAUUGGGGAUUGAAACGUUCUUUACCGGCUAAGUCGACCUCGGAGAAAUCAUCGAGACCCGUUGUUCGAGUCCAAGCGCUGGACACCUACGAGCAUGUCACCGACUUCGAAUCCGCAGCCGAUCACACGAUGACUUUGGAGAAGUUCCAAGAGCUACACAUGCCCAUGUCUCUUCCUACUAAGAUGAACUACGCUUCCAGCAUUGUCCCACGUCAUCAAAGUCCCUUCGAUGCCCAUGUCGAUAACACAGAGACUAGCAAGACUCUCUCCGAGCCUGGCGCCAAACAAUAUAGACAUUCUGGACCUUGGUUGUCUGGAUUGAGUCAAGUAGAGUUCGACGCCUAUUUGAAGACGAUUCGUCGCGAUAAGCCUGAAUUAUUGCAGAAGUUGCGUGAACGAUUCGAAGCCAAGCGUUUUGCUGAAGCCCGGAAGCAGGCCCAGGACAAGGGCGAGGAUCUCGAGAACCUGAAGCCAACCAAGGUCACUGAUGCAGAGUUCCAAACAUAUAUCAAGUCUCUACGAGCUGAUCCAUUCUCCAUGGGUCCCGUCAUUUUCGAACUGCUGGAUCUUCCUUCCUCCCCUGCUGUGCCCAGCGAACGCAUUGGCACUCAAUACUUCCAGUCACCCGGCACCAAGAUGUCUGCAACUGAAUAUGCCGUGACCGGCCCACCGAAGACACAUCCCUCCGCCGGUCUCUCCUACGCCCGAUCCCACGCUCUGACAUACAACCACCCCAAGUAUGGUCCUCAGAUCUACCAGCGCCCCGUGCAGGCACGUAUUCUGCGACCAAAGGGCCGCUUCAAGGGACGAAUUUCCAAGGCCAUUGCCGGUGUUGGUGGUGUGGCUAUUGAGGAUCUCAACGCCAUGUCUUUCUCCGACCAGGGCACACCAGCUGGCAUGGGCUACUUUGACGCAACCAUCGAGGGAGGUGGCAAGUACUGGGUCAACCCCAUUCGCGCUGCUGUUGACUCGGAGGGCCGAAUCCGCAUGUCCACUUUCCGCGCUAGUGCCAGCUCAAAGGCACCAUAUGGCAUUGAAGAAUACAGGAAGCCAGGAACUACCAGCAUUACAGAUGCUGCCCGCCGUGACGCUAUUGCUGUUCCGCGAUUGGACAGAGAUCUCAAAGCGGCGCGCUUCAAGGGCGGCCGCCAAGGUCGGCAAAAGCAGCCCUCGCAGAGCACUGAUGAGGUUGCUCGUAACCUUGUUGAGAGCCUUGGAAACUAG
Molecule: messenger RNA, 1413 nt
Organism: Penicillium angulare
Lineage: Eukaryota; Fungi; Ascomycota; Eurotiomycetes; Eurotiales; Aspergillaceae
Product: mitochondrial 37S ribosomal protein bS1m
Exons: 1
Coding region: 1-1413 (470 amino acids)
Biological process (GO): mitochondrial translational initiation
Cellular component (GO): mitochondrial small ribosomal subunit
Molecular function (GO): structural constituent of ribosome
Source: RefSeq, a predicted model, not a curated record